Megalopta genalis is the source of this 4139-nucleotide messenger RNA. RefSeq names its product serine/threonine-protein phosphatase 4 regulatory subunit 3 flfl (gene flfl). The record is from RefSeq and is a predicted model, not a curated record. Gene Ontology annotation, biological process: protein dephosphorylation; DNA damage response. Gene Ontology annotation, cellular component: protein phosphatase 4 complex; nucleoplasm. Gene Ontology annotation, molecular function: protein phosphatase activator activity. Lineage: Eukaryota; Metazoa; Arthropoda; Insecta; Hymenoptera; Halictidae.
CGUUGUUGUGAUCUAACAUGGCGGAGUGUAGUGUUGUGGCUGUUCAGUGUCUAUGUCAAUUUUAGAGUGAUUCUGCUUAAUAAGAACGAAGGAACUGCCAUGGUCGGCGAUCACGGUACGACGGAGGAUCGAGCGAAAUAGACGUGCGUGUGCGAGCGUUCGUAUCACGAGAGAAUCGGCGUUAAUUUCGAUCUUGUUUGUCGCGGGAACCGUACACAGCGGCAAGAAGAGCACGCAGAGUGCUGUCUUCCCAGCAACGAAAUUUUCCCCGGAGCUUUUGGAAGAACGAGUUCCUCCGCAGGAUCGAUUCCAUGCAUAUUUGUGGUCCCUUAGGUUCGCGUAACCACGACACGUGAACGCGAGAACGCGCGCGACGUGAAGUUUUCCCGCGCGUCCCGUGAGCUUUUCUUGGCGCAAGAAUCAAGGCUUAUGCAACGAAGAGCGCAUAAACAUCUAUUACGGCUACCGAAGUUUGUUAGCGAUUGUUGCUACGAGCAAACAAGGAUACCCUUAUGGCGUUUCUGUUUGUUCGGACCAGUAUCAUUGAUUUGUUCGCAUCAUCGGGCAAACAUUGCUGCUUACACCAGUCUUAAGGGAACUUGGCACCGAACGGUUUCUCAUGUCCUGUGAGAUAGCUUUUCCAAUAAGAAGCCUUAAUGGGUUACAAGAGAGCAAUUGACGGUUCGAUAUACGUGGACUGUUGUGCAUUAGUCGAUUCAUUGGAGAGUUGAGGACAGCGUGCAUAAGUUAGUUUUACAAUAUGACGGAUACACGCAGAAGAGUGAAGUUGUACGCGCUCAAUGCGGACAGACAAUGGGACGAUCGUGGCACAGGUCAUGUAUCCUCUUCGUACGUAGAUAGAUUGAAAGGAAUUUCUCUUUUAGUCAGAGCCGAGAGCGACGGUUCUGUUUUGUUGGAAAGUAGAAUACAACCUGACACUGCAUAUCAAAAACAGCAGGAUACAUUAAUAGUAUGGUCGGAAGGCGAUAACUUUGAUUUAGCCUUAAGUUUUCAAGAAAAGGCUGGCUGUGAUGAGAUUUGGGAGAAGAUCUGUCAAGUUCAGGGCAAGGAUCCGUCUGUGGAAAUUACCCAAGAUAUUGUAGAAGAGUCGGAAGAUGAACGGUUCGACGAUAUGCCAGAUACCGCACCCCCGAUAGAACUGCCUCCUUGCGAAUUAAGUCGAUUGGAAGAUAUUAAUGAAUUAGUAGGAAAUUGUUUAUCUUCUCAGAUGAGAAAAGACAAGUUGGCGUUAGCUUUAGAAUCUGAAGGCUAUAUCAAGAAACUGUUGAAUCUAUUUCAUACGUGCGAAGACCUGGAGAACAUCGAAGGAUUGCAUCAUCUGUACGACAUAUUCAAGAAUAUUUUCUUACUGAAUAAGAAUACUUUAUUCGAAGUAAUGUUUAGCGAUGAUACGAUUUUCGAUGUUGUUGGAUGCUUGGAGUACGAGCCGACAUUACCUCAGCCAAAGAGGCAUAGAGAAUACCUGCGACAGUUAGCCAGAUUUAAACAAGCGAUUCCUAUCACAAACGCGGAACUGUUAGCGAAGAUUCAUCAAACGUAUCGAGUUCAGUACAUUCAGGACGUAGUUCUGCCAACACCAAGCGUAUUCGAGGAUAACAUGUUGAACACGUUGAGCAGCUUUAUAUUUUUUAAUAAGGUCGAGAUAGUGACCCUUAUACAGGACGACGAGAAAUUCCUCACCGAAUUGUUCCGUCAGUUAACGGACGAGGCAACAUCCGAUAGUAAAAGACGCGAUCUAGUUCUUUUCUUAAAGGAGUUUUGUAACUUUUCUCAGAAUCUACAGCCGCAGGGGAAGGAGGCCUUUUAUAAAACUUUAACAGCUCUUGGUAUUUUACCGGCACUAGAAAUCACAUUGGCAAUGAACGACGCCCAAACGAAAACAGCCAGUAUAGAUAUAUUGACCUAUAUCGUGGAGUAUUCUCCGAGCGUUGUUCGAGAUUAUACAUUGCAGCAAAUAAACAAUACAGAACAGGACCAAAUGUUAAUAAACGUAAUAGUUGCUCAGCUCGUCGGCGACAGCGACCCGGAGUUAGGCGGAGCAGUACAAUUAGCCGGUGUGUUACGAUUGCUCCUCGAUCCAGAAAAUAUGUUGGCUUCCGUUAACAAAUCAGAAAAGACUGAUUUCUUGAACUACUUCUAUAAAAAUAGUAUUGGAACAUUGAUAGCGCCGCUGUUGGCGAACACGAUCGGUGACCGGCCGGCGAGAGAGGAUUACAGAACAGUACAGCUCUUAGGAUUGAUCUUAGAGUUACUAUCGUUCUGCGUAGAGCAUCAUACGUACCACAUAAAGAAUUGCAUAUUGAAUAAGGAUCUGCUCAAACGGAUAUUGGUCUUGAUGAAAUCAACGCACACGUUUUUAGUGUUGUGCGCAUUGAGGUUUAUGAGGAAAAUCGUAGCUCUGAAGGAUGAAUUUUAUAAUAGAUACAUCAUCAAAGGAAAUUUAUUCGCACCUGUAUUUGAUGCAUUUGUAAGAAAUAAUGGUAGAUAUAAUCUAUUGGAUUCAGCUAUACUUGAGAUGUUUGAGUUUAUUAAAUUGGAGGACAUCAAAUCUUUGUGUUCGCACGUUGUCGAGAAUUUCUCGAAAGAACUGGAAGCGAUCGAUUAUGUGCAGACGUUCAAAGCUCUGAAAUUGAGGUACGAGCAGCAUCAAGACAAAUUAAAGGACAGAGACAGAGCGGCCCUUGACAGUGUUCCAUCCAUAUUGAGAAAUAGUCGAUACAGAAGGGACCAGAGACAGUUAGACGAAGAGGAGGAAAUGUGGUUCAACGAAGAGGAAGACUUUGACGAGGGUGAGGCGGUCGUACCCGCAGCAGCAGCAGAUCUUGUGCCUCCGGCUUCUGCUAAGAAACAGUCGUCAACUUCAAAUUCUGCACUUAAUCCCGCUCUUGCAGAUUCGAAAAGCCACCAUCAGCAGCAGCAACAACAGCAGUCUGUCUUGAACAAUAACACUGCUAACAAUAACAUUACCUCGCAGCAAUCGCAAAUCAGCAACAGUACAACAACAACGACGAACGAGUCCCCUAUCUCUUCGGAAGUUAAUCCAAAUUCGACUACCGGCACGGUGGAGAAAACUGGUACUUCAUUAUUUAAAAAGGGUUUGGUUGAUUACGAGGCCGACUCGGACGAGGAAGACGAAGACACAGAGGUGACGCCUUCGCCGAAGCGACAGAGAUUGUCAUAGUAGGCAAACCGGAAGGGAACGAGGAACUCGUGAUUCUUGAACCGCUGCUACCAUUUCUGGCCCUCCCCCCUUCGCUCCUACGUGCACGAAGGAUUCGAGAUCCGGAGGUCGUACAGUCAGCCCGUCCUUUUGUCUAACAGAAGGAAGGGGAAGAAGAACAGGAAAAUCGGUUUUUCUUGAAGUGAGUGAACGCUCGCGGGAGGCUCGGGUGGUUUUACAAUGAAAGUGGUGGAACAGAGAAAUUGCUGUACCUCUUUGUGUGUCCUCGGGUUGUGGUAGUACACCAGAUCGGUAAUGGGAACGUGCAGGUGGGUGAAAGGGUUCGAGAAAUGGGAGCGUACACGCCUAACCGAGAAAAGAAAACAAAGUAAAGCGAAGGAGAACGGGGGGAGAGGGAGAGAGAGAGAGAGAGAGAGAGAGAGAGAGAGAGAGAGAACGAGCCGACGCGAUACGAAAGGAAGAGAGAACUUUCUUGAACAGGAGAACGUUGAACGACGUUGUUAACGGGUGGAGUUCGUGGCCGUCGCAUAAAUAUCGUAUAACGCGUUGAUCGGUGGUAAGAUUGGAAACGACUCGCGAAAAUAACAAUCCAUUCCAUGCUGUCUGGAUAACACACCCCAUUGUACUAGGAGAGAAGUAAUUUCACGAUUAUGGGCUAAGAAACUCUAGCCGGGCCUAGUGGUUCUUACAAAGAGAUACAGAGAGUUCGAAGCGUGCGCUUUGAUUCCAUGUAACAAUUGAAACAAUUGAAACAAUUCAAGGGAACGAUUCAAACAUAAAGAAAGAGAAAAACGAUACCGUGACCGCGUGUCGUACUUUGCAUCUAUUUAAGGAAAAACGGACGAAAGGAGAAACUUCUUAUGUAUAAAAACAAAAACGAACCAGCAAAGAAAUUCACAUGUAAAAGUACAUGAUGUACCGCACAAAAAAUAACCGA